GAAGUCUAAAUAAACAGAACGGGAGCAUGACAAUUAGCCUAGGUAUUCAGCAAGCACUUGAUCGUUUCAAAAGACAUCACAAUACUUUGGCACUUCAAGAACCCAUCCUGCGAGCCGAUCCACAUUGCACGAAAGGUCAAACUGAUCGGUACAAGCAUACAAAACAAAUCGCAUGAAUUCUUUUCAGUUGUCCCAAGAAUGACUUAAAAGCAGCGCGGUUCGAAAACGUGAGCUCAUAAUUCUCUGCACAUCAACCGUGUUCGCUGCGAACUAAAGCAAGACGUUUGAUCAAAACUGAAAAUAUUGAACUUCAAAGCUAGCCGUGCUACUAUGACAACAUCGCUGAAGAUCCUGCUUCCGUAUUAUACUGCAUCGUGCCUACUUCUUAUCGCUUUUGGUCUUUUCAAACUUUUGUAUUUCCUUCCCUUUGCUCACAGCUUAAUCGAAGUUAUGAUUAGCAAACUUUCCACCAUCGACAUGAAAAAAGAAGAUUACUGGAAGGGGCUUUUUGGUUGGAAGAUGUACAGUACUUAUCAGAAAGUAGUGCUACGAGAACUACAAAGAGAAGCUUACUUAAACAGACAGACCCCCAACCCAUUACUCACCUCCGUUGACGGAAACACGACUCAUCGCCUCCUCGAUAUGGCACGCGGCAGCCGUCCACUAGUCGUUAACUUCGGCAGUUGCACGUGUCCAGUAUUCAUGGAAAGACUGCAGCAAUUUGGAGAGAUCGUCGAGGAGUUCAGCCCCAUUGCAGACUUCUUAACAGUUUACAUAGAAGAAGCACACCCGACAGAUGAAUGGAAACUUAAGAACACGCCAGAGAUUCCUCAACACAAGACCCAAGAAGAACGUUGCUCGGCGGCGCAGUUGCUCCUCAGUUUAAGAAAGCUCAACUCUCCGCUGCUGUUGGACAGCAUCGAUGACAACGCGAGCAAGGCAUUUGCAGCGACGCCUAUUCGCCUAUUUAUCAUCCAGGAUAAGAUAGUUCGAUACAUCGGGGGUGUUGGACCAACUUUUUACAACAUUCAAGAUGUCAAAAAAUGGCUUGAGAAUAAUGUUCACAAAGAUCUUAACAAUAACGAUUCUCUAGAUGGCAAGUGUCCCUAGGUAUUUUCCAUUUAUUUACAUCCAUCUUGCUUCGUCCGGUCUUCAGUGUCAAGAUGGUCGCAACCAUUUCUUCAAUGGACAAAGUUCAGACAGAUGUAGAAAAUACAAAAACCAUAAUAUACAACUUGGUGCAGUCGCAUUAUCCACAAACUAAUUACCAUUCUAAGAUGAAAUGAGACAGCGUUAUCAUUGGGAAAAAAAGGAAAAUUUUUCUUUCAAUCCAGUAUUCUUGUAACAGAAACGAAGGUUUGUAGCUAAAACAAUGGCAAAAUGUAAACAGUAAAAUGAUUUGAGGACGUUUGCGUCGCCAUUUUAGUGUUCUUAUUUUAGAAUUUAGCGUUGAUUGGUGCCCUUAGGAUGUUUCUGUUCGCCCCUUGCCAGCAAGCUUCAUUGUGUUUUAUGUAAACAAUAACAACUAUUAAAAUCAAAGUCGCCACUGAAUAAACAAUUAAACGUUAUAUAUAUACACGCGUGUGAAGCUAUGUUCUUCAAGCUUUCACUUUAUAAUCAUGGAAUAUAGUCAGUCUUUACAACCUUAAACAUAUAUGUAUGGAAAUGUCAAAUUUUCUUGGAAAUAUAUGCAAACUAUAUCUGAGUCCUCUAUCUUUAGUAUUGCAUCUUAAGCACAACUUAGACAGCUGUCAUGAGAUAAGAGGACAAUUACGUUUUUAUAAUUGCCACUAUUGCUUUAAUCGCAAAGGCUUCUAUUUAUAGCAACACCAUAUAUGGAACGAUUAAUACCUCGUAGCAAUAACAACGACAUAUCUAUACAUCUCAUAAAAUUCUGUGUGGAGUACGAGUGUUUCUUGUGAUUUAGCCAUGCUAGGUAUUACACCAGCCCGGCAAUGAUCAGUAGUUGUAUUCAGUGUGUCCGGCUGCGCUGUCGAUCGAUUUCAUACCAUGCAAAACUGUUCUUAAAAAGAAGAAUAUUCUUGAUUUUCAUUUUAUGCAUCAACUUUGGUAUUAAAUGCAAAAGAUUGACAUGA
Messenger RNA from Actinia tenebrosa (Australian red waratah sea anemone), 2096 nucleotides. Its product is annotated as type I iodothyronine deiodinase. NCBI's taxonomy places the organism in Eukaryota, Metazoa, Cnidaria, Anthozoa, Actiniaria, Actiniidae. Gene Ontology annotation, molecular function: thyroxine 5'-deiodinase activity. The record is from RefSeq and is a predicted model, not a curated record. Gene Ontology annotation, biological process: thyroid hormone metabolic process.